GGCGGGUCCGUGCGGGGACGUGUUCAGGAAAAAUGUGCGACGUGACGUAAGGCGACGUGCCGUGCCGUGCCACACCGCGCCUGCGCGCUGGGCCGGGGUUGCCGCGGCUUCAGAUGGCUAACUAAGAAUGCAUGGUGGAAGAUGAAGCUUGAACCAUGAAGAGAAAUAAACAGUGGAACAUCAGCAAAGCACUGGCUCUUGCCAGUUCCUAUCAUUUUUUUUAUUGUGCAGCCAAAGCCUGUAUAAUUCCAUUUCUUACCAUAUACUUCAGACAGCUCGGAUUGACUGCACCAUUUGUUGGGAUUGUGAUCGGAACAAAGUAUUUCGUAUCCUUGAUUUGUGCUCCCUUCUGGUCUUACUGUGCUAGACACCAUAACAAAAGAAGAAUUCUUGUAUUGUGUUCCUUGAUUUUAUUAAUAGGAAUUAGCUUUCUGUUUACACUAAUUCCACCUGUAAAUAAGGAAAUUCAGAACAAAUAUUGUAACACAAGUAUGUAUACAAAAAACAAUUGGAAUCAAAACACACCAGAGGACAAAAGCCGCAUUGGUGAUUUUGAGAUGAAUGAACUUGCACAUACCAUUCUUCCAACAACAGUAAAUAUUGCUUUGACAAGUCAUCCUAGUUCAGAACUCCGUGAUGUACACAGUACUGAAAUGAAAAUGAAGCUGCACUUGUUGACCACUGUAGAAUCGCCUGUUAGAGAUUUAACCAAACAACCAUCUGAGAAUAUUACAGGUUCAGAAAUCUCUACUCAACCAUCAGAAGAAACGGAAAGUACAAAAAAUGUAGACCAUUUUCAAUCAAAACAGAUUCUGCCUGUUAAAGUCUCUGGCUAUACAAGAACUGUGGAAGAAACCACCAAGCAUUUUUCUUUGCUGAAACAUAGAAAGGAGGAAAAUGGCAGUUUAGGUGUUCAUUUCAGUACACCAAAUAUUCCCAUUGUCAAAAGGGAUGUUACGUUGAAGCCCAACCCUGAUGACAGGAAUAAAAAUCAACAGCUUAACUUUGAACCAAAUCAUAGUCUUAAAAUCCUAGAUAAUUGGCAUCAGAUGUUGGUGCUUAUUCUGCUAGCUGUAUCUUUAUGGGAGGUUCUAGCAUCAGCUCUGGAUUGGGUUACAGAUGAUGGGCUGUAUGACUACCUGGACUUUGUGGACGCCGUUGACCGCUAUGGCAAACAAUGGAUUUGGGGAUACUUGGGUACAGCUGGAGCAGCUUUUAGUAUCGGUAUCCUCGUGGAUAGGCUGAACUGUUUCCUCAAUACACAAACUUCGAGAACUGCAGUGCACUUCUUUGCUUAUGCUGCAGUACUUUUGUUGGCACUUAUUGUUGGAGUGUUCUAUCCAAUACACACGGCUAAGAGAAAAGAUGCAGUCAACCAAACUUUUAAAGGAUUGCAUCUGUUGGGAAGUGAUGGAAGAGCUGUCUUGUAUAUAAUUACAGUCUUUAUCACUGGAGCUAUUGGAUCUACAAUAAAUAACUUCCUCUUUUGGCAGAUGCAGGACAAAGGAAGCAGUGAGGCAUACAUGGGUACUGCAGUGGCAAUUGGCUGUAUGGCUGAAUUUUUAUUUUUCCAUUUCAAAGACAAAAUGUUAAAUGUCCUUUCGUUCUCUGGAACAGUUGGAUUUGGGCUAAUUUGUCUUGCAGCUCAGCUGCUCUACUAUUCAUUCCUAUGGUCCUCUUGGGCAGCAUUGCCUAUUCAAGUUUUGAAUGCAUUUAGCAAUGGUGCCUUGUGGUGGGCUGUUCUGAGUCAAUCUAAUGAUAUAGCUACCCCUGGUAUUGAAAGAACACUCCAUAAGAUCUACCAUGGGAUAUCUUUUGGUCUGGGUGCGAGUUCUGGCAGUUUUUGCAGUGGCUUCAUUGUGGAUAGUUUUGGCAUAGAAAGGCUUUAUCAAGCUUGCUCUGUUACUGCUAUGCUUUGGGCAGUGAUUUUUCUCGUUGUACAAUCAAAGAUCCCUCGACAAAAAAGGUUAAAUUACUCACGUCUGUUAGCAGCUGAUACUAGUGAUAUGAGUGACUCAGAUGAUGAGCAAAGUAAUGACUGGCUUGUUAAAGCUUUGAAAAAUGAUGAUUUUUAAUGAAGUGACCAGUUUACUUUUUCCUUUUUUCCUGCUGAAUAAACAAGAAAUCUAAAUAGUUAGCAUAUAUUGUCAGGUUCCUUUAAGAAUCCAUGCCAAAAUGUAGAGAACCCAUGGCAUAGGAAUUUUUAGAUUUGAUAACCUAGUUUCAAUUAAAUGAUUUAUGCUGUUAAAUACUGUGUACAAUUUCUAUUUGAGGAUUUUUCAUUCAAACAGGCACUUUUAUCUGCAAACUUGCAGGAUUAAUCUUUCUACCAAAACAAAUUAUGGGAAAUAGUUUUUUGUAUCACUAGAAUAUUUAAAAUGUUCCUGUAAUAGAGAGUAAAUGCGGGUGUAAUUGAUUAUGCAAUGUCUCUAAUAUAAAAUGUGGCUAUUUGAUUUCCAGUGAACAAUAGGAGGAUCAGAAGUUUUUGACACAGAAUUUAUGAUCCCCAGUUUCAUUGUUUGAAAUGAGGACAUGCCAUUUAAGGUUCACCACUUAAAAUAUAUAUAUAUGUGUGUGUGUGUAUGUGUGUAUGUAUAUUAUAUAUAUAUAUAUAUAUAUAUAUGUGUAUGUAUAUUAUAUAUAUAUAUAUAUAUAUAUAUAUACACACACACACACACACACAUAAAAAUUGCAUUUAUGCAGCACCUCUACCUUAUGCUCUCAGAGCAAUCAAAAAUAUGUCACAGCAAAAAAAAAUACUUGUUGCCUUUAUACCUGUCUCGUGCUCAAUCUUGUGCUCCCUCUCCACCUUGCUUUCACUUGUGCGUGCUCUGGCUCACUUCUCAUUUGUGUGUACUCUUAUUUUUCUCCUUUUGCAUUUCUUCUCCACUGUCAUCCUUUAGAAUACCUGUGGAAUAUUAUAUAAAAGCCAUAUUCAGGUUCUUGAUUAGUUGCUGAGCAUCCUUGGUGGAGGUAUGGAUCAAAGUUCUGGUUUAUCCCUUUUUGAUGGGAAUUGCUGUAUGAUAUUGUGACAAACUUGGAGGUGGAGAAGAGCAGUUACAGUGUUUGUUAACAAAAUGGGGAAUUGAGACAAGUUUCCAUUUAAAAUGUGGAGUGGAAUGAGAUCAGUUGUUUAAUAAUUCAUGUUCUUCGGUCUCUUAAACAAAUUUUUAUGCAAUAGCGUACUUGGAAAUCUUAGACAGAAUAUGACACCCGUGCAGAGCUGCUGAUGUGUUUACAUUUAAGCAUAUCUACUUGCUAGAAUUUCUGUUGGGAGUUAAACUCGAGUUAGAUUUCAAAUAAAAAUAUACCAAGUGCUUGAGGUACAAUGUAGGCUUGUCACCAGAUGAAAAGAAAAGGCAAGUUUUUUGGGUGGAAGUGUUUGUGAUCCAAUGAAGGAAGCAGAGAUUUUAAAAAAAGCUAAUAAUAUGCAUUUGCCAAUUGCUGCUAUUAGCACAAAGCUAUUUAAUUUUCACAAGAUGUUUAAGAUUUUCCUGAUUUGAUGUCAGUCAAGCAUUAAAGCAAAUUUAUGUUGCACUGUUUUGCUCGUUUUGUCAACAAUUAACUUUUUGUGGAGUAAACUAUAGUAGUAUGGUGAAGUCAUUUUAGCUGCUGAUGGGGAAAUGUUUUCUGUCUUCCACCAUGUGAGUUUUAUUCGUGUUCUUCCUUUUCCUCAACAAACUUCAGGGUAACAGAUGUCUCCUCAGUCUAAUGAAACAAAACUGUUUCUCUGCCAGUAAGUCACGUGAUGAAACAAUCUGCUUUAAAAAUCUGUCAAUUUAAAAAGAAAUACUUGGUGCUUCACUGAAUGUAUUCCAGCUAUGAAAUCUUACCAAACUGCACUAAUAUUCUAAUAAAUAUGCCAGUUUAGCUAGUUUUCUUGUGAGCUAAAAUACAGCUAUAUAGUGGAACCAUUUUUUUUACCUGCAUACAAGUGGAGAAUUUUGAUUUACAGAACUUCCGAACAUUCUACAUAUUUUUAUAUGCAAUUUUGAAAUGAGAACCAUUGCACAGGAACCUUGUGCCUCAGUCUGCUAGCAAGCCAAGAAAUAGGCUGAGGAAGAUGGGGAACUUGCUUCACUCUUCCUCAAAUAAUUAGCAUUCCCAUGUAAGUGCAUGGAAGUUUACAGUACUAUUGUGGUUGCAUUUGAAAAAGGACAUCUGUGUAUAGUAACUGCAUCAUAUAUUUUUAAGAAGAUAUUGCUUGACUGUAUAAGCUCCCCCUUUGUUGACAGAGAAGAAAUACAAGGGUCAAUGAUGCCUUAAAGAAACAAACCUCAAAUCCUUUGAUUAACAGUACAAUUUGAGGGCAUGAAUUUUUUUUAAGGCUGAGUUAUUCCUUAAACAAGUAGCUCCAUUAUUGAAGUAUGCUACUCUAAAAUAUAUCUAGCCUAGCAUUUUCCCACUUUUUUAAAAAUUAAAAAUAGUUCUAAAAACAAUGCACCAUUCUAAGGUCAUCCAUAUUUUUGGUAGAUUCAAGUCAGGCUUUGCUCCACCCCUCCGUUUGUCUCUCUGCCUCAUUAGUAGUAGGAUGAACAAAAUGUUGGGUUUUCUUUUAAUUGUAGGAAGCAUUAGCUUAAAUUUAGUUGAGGUUUACUUCCACUGGUAGGGGAUUGAAAGGAGGAAUGAUUAUUUUGACAAUUAUUUUAAAAUGAUAUACUUCUGUAAAAAAAAAUGAUUUGUGGUAAGAAAGUAAUUUGGAUACCUUUUCGCACUGGUAAAGUAAAGCUGAAUGUGCCUUAUUCUGGAAAGCAUGCAAUGUCUCUGCCUUCCAUGGUUCAAAACCUGGAGUGGGUAAUUAAACUACUUUAGUUGGUAACCACUGUUGUGUAAUAUUUGGUUAUACACUGAUUAUCUUUGGAUGUUAAAUAUUAGUAAAUGUAUUAGUAGAAUAUUUAUUUUGUUGGUGACUGGAUAUAUUUUAAAUCAUUAAUUUUAUUAAAAAUUGUUUAAUCCUG
Messenger RNA from Pristis pectinata (smalltooth sawfish), 4958 nucleotides. RefSeq names its product major facilitator superfamily domain containing 6-like (gene mfsd6l). The transcript has 2 exons. Bases 156 to 2075 code for a protein of 639 amino acids. The record is from RefSeq and is a predicted model, not a curated record. Gene Ontology annotation, cellular component: membrane. Lineage: Eukaryota; Metazoa; Chordata; Chondrichthyes; Rhinopristiformes; Pristidae.